CCUAGCCACCCGGCGGGUACAAGGUAUGACGCUUUUAUUGGCGCCGGUAACCGAAUUGAGGUUCCUCAUUGAGAAAAUCCUGUUCGAUCUCUUGCCCUGGCUGUACUUCUCUUUACGCGACGAGGCGAUGUACGGCUACCUGCAGCUGAUGGAGGCCUACUACGUGUACGGACGAAGGAUUGGCCUAG
Molecule: messenger RNA, 188 nt
Organism: Amoebophrya sp. A25
Lineage: Eukaryota; Dinophyceae; Syndiniales; Amoebophryaceae
Source: the annotation of a GenBank genome assembly